CGGAUUCUCCAAGCCCAUAUCACAAGUUUUGUUGUUCGUUAGUUAAUUCAUCAUCGUUCAAGCAAAGUCUAGAGAGAAAGAAAAUGGGAGAAACAACAGAUGAAGAUCUUCUUAAACAAUUCUUUUCUGAAGUUGGUGAAGUUGAACGAGAUAACGAAGUUAUCAGAAUCCUCUCAUGCUUCAAGUUGAACCCGUAUGAGUUUCUUGACCUAUCAUUUGAUUCAUCAAUAGAAGAUGUGAAGAAACAAUAUCGAAAGUUAUCAUUGAUGGUUCACCCGGACAAAUGUAAGCAUCCACAGGCAAAAGAAGCAUUUGGAGCAUUAGCAAAAGCUCAACAGCAACUUCUUGAUUUACAAGAAAGAGAGUAUGUUCUAAGUCAAGUCAAAGCAGCAAAAGAGGAACUUCUAUCUGUGAGGAAGAAGCAACUAAAGAAAGAUGCUGCGUCAAAAAUAAAAUCGUUGGUAGAUGAGAAAUUUGAUCAAGCAUACGAGCAGUCAGAUGAGUUCCAGCGGCAGCUAAAAUUGAAAGUGCGAGAAAUACUAACUGAACAAGAGUGGAGAAGGAGGAAAAUGGCUAUGAGGAUAUCUGAGGAGGAAGGCAGGCUGAAGAAGGAUGAACAGGAACAAAAAGAGAUGUGGAAAAGGAAGCGUGAACAUGAAGAGCAGUGGGAAGGAACUAGAGAAAAAAGGGUUUCUAGUUGGAGAGAUUUUAUGAAAACUGGAAAGAAGGGCAAAAAGGGGGAGAUUCGACCACCGAAGCUUAAAACAGAAGACCCAAACAAAUCAUACGUUCAGAGACCAGUGAAGCGAAGUUAAUGUGUCCCCACAAAUCAUAGUUGUUUGGCAUAAGGUGAUUCAUAUUACUGAAGAUCUUUGUACAGUUUUGUAAUCAGAACUUGCCCUAUUAAAUCAUUUGAGUUUUAAAAUUCUGGGCUUCACACCCAUUUACUUCUAUACCAUAUUCCGUUAAAGUAAGGCAGAAUCAUUGUAUUUGUAAGACGUAGUAUAAACUACGAAGACAUCAGUCUUUGGUUCCUGUGAUUUGUAGACAACACAAAAAGUAAAACAAGCUGAAGAAUAUA
Molecule: messenger RNA, 1081 nt
Organism: Amaranthus tricolor (Joseph's coat)
Lineage: Eukaryota; Viridiplantae; Streptophyta; Magnoliopsida; Caryophyllales; Amaranthaceae
Product: J domain-containing protein spf31
Exons: 9
Coding region: 84-815 (243 amino acids)
Source: RefSeq, a predicted model, not a curated record